Molecule: messenger RNA, 8865 nt
Organism: Athalia rosae (coleseed sawfly)
Lineage: Eukaryota; Metazoa; Arthropoda; Insecta; Hymenoptera; Athaliidae
Product: receptor-type tyrosine-protein phosphatase delta-like
Exons: 33
Coding region: 295-6180 (1961 amino acids)
Biological process (GO): protein dephosphorylation
Molecular function (GO): protein tyrosine phosphatase activity; protein binding
Source: RefSeq, a predicted model, not a curated record
GAAAAAUCUGAAAAAAGAGAAAAAGACCGAUGUCAGUUCGCUUAUCAAGUCCAGGGAAGCGGUCAUAUUGCAAUAACGUACCGUUGAAAUAUUAUCAACGCAAGCUUUUUACUCUUCACCAUUCAACCGUCUAGUAUAAUAGUAGCAAUCGCCGAAAUUCAUUUCAAAUUUUAAUCAGUUGUCUUCGUUCUCGACGGUCGAAACCAACAUAGAAUCGAACUGUAUCUACAUCGGUGUUCGUUGUGAUUUUCCGUUAACUGUGACUGCUUAAAUAAUGGAUUCGCAUAAUUGUUGAUGAGUCGAAGAAAGAAUGAAAUAAAGAUGUUAAAAAUAAGUGGGAUAAAUAUGAAAUUUUAUCAUUUUUGCGGAAUCACAGCCGUAGCGGUAUUAUUUUCUUUUUUUGCAAAGAAGUGUAACGGCGAGCUGAUCGUCAUUGGUCGUUUGACAAACGAGCAGAAAUCAACGGAGGGAAGAAAAAUCUUUUGCAUAUCCGACGACGACGAUGCUGCACUUGUUUGGAGUGGACCGGAAAAUGAAUUUGACGAAUCACAAACUACCGAUUUCGUCUGGACAAAAUCUAAUUAUCCCUUCGCGUGUCAAUUCCAAAACUCGACCGACUGUUCUUUGAAAUGGGAAGAAUCGGAACAUUGGAGAACCGUUAAUUCCGGCGAAAACCCAAUGCUGCCUGUUCUCGAUUACAGAUGGGAAAGUUUCCACGAAAUCGUCGGUCGUAAUUUUAUAAAUAAGCAACGAUACAUCCCCUUAGGCGAAGUGAAGAGAUCUUUUGGGGAGAUCGUGUUUUCUGUGCGUGCUUCUAAGGAUGUACAUGUAUUUAUUUGCGAAAAAGAGGACCCUGAAGAAGGUCCUUGUUUUUGGAUGAUAAUCGGUGGUUGGAUAAACACGCAGUCUGCUAUUCGAAGUUGUGCGAAAGGAGCAAAUCCGUGGGACCAAACUCUGAGCGGUGGAAUUUGUGAAGACAUAAGCUUCGACAAGAAGUAUUCACGUGAUAUUGUCAGUCCAUACGAAUGGCGAACGUUCAGGAUUAAUUACAACGCUAAUGAGAAAAAGAUAGAAAUUUUCAAAGGUACUGACAAACAGCCAUUUCUACAAGGAAAUGUCCCUGAAUGGUAUGACGUUAACAAGGUAUCGUUCAGAAGUGGUAGCGGAUCACGAACUCGAUUUCAUUUUUACAAUUAUAUCCAAACAACAGAAGACAAUGCGGUAAUAUCAUCCAAACAAUUUGUUCAGAGUAGUAAUAAAUUUUGCGUCAAAUUGUUCGUCGGUCUUUGCGUUCACUGUAGUCUGAUUGUCAGACUGGUAGAGAUUCAUUCGGGAAUACAUUACGAAGGUAGAAUUUUUGGUAGUAAGAAUAAUACUUUUAACGAGCUACUAGAUUGGCGAACAGCAAGAAUGGAGUUUAUAAUGGCGAAUACAAAUUCCAUUCGCGUAAAAUUAGAAUUGGUCACAGAACUGAAUAGAGACAAAACCGACAAGGGCUACUGGGCAAUCGAUAGAUUGAGAUUGUGCAAAUCAGAUGCAACCAUUACCACAAGAUCGUCGACUCUGACGAUCAAGCAAGUGAAAAAAGGGAACGUCGCCCUGAACUGGAAUAAAUUAACGUGUCAAAAUUUGUUCAGGCACGAAGUAACUCGUACGGACUCCACGUCAAUCUAUCGGGACACCAGCAAAUUGCCAGAAUAUUUGAAGGAACAAACAGAAUUAUGCGGGUCCUCGUGUCCUAUCCUCGGCAAGGACUGGUGGCUUUGUAAUCCCACCGGUUGCACAUGCGAUCGUGGAUUCAAGGGAAAAAGUUGUAACGAUGAAUGUAAUAACGGAUCCUAUGGGUACAACUGCGCGAAUUCAUGCGAAACUUGUGAUGGGAAAUCUUGCGACAAGGUAACUGGAUCCUGUAAUGAACCCAAACCACGGCAAGUGGAGCUGUACCAGAGUCCAUCAGCUAUUUUCAAAACACCGGAGGUCACGACCCUGAAUGAUACUACAAUCAUGGUGUUGCAGUAUGUGGAUCUUACAUUGUAUUGGAACUGCCAAAUAAGUGCCAAUUUGAACGUACUGUCAAAUAGCAAUCCAAACUCAUGGCAAACACUAUAUCCUCCGAUAAAUUUAAAACCGCCUUCGCGCUACUCUCUGGGACCAGAAAGCACUCGCCAGAAUUUCUCAAAUUAUUAUACUAUAGUCAUUGCGAAUUUAUUUCCAAACAAAAAUUACAAGAUCUUGGUAACUGGAAGCUGUGUCGCAUUGAAAAAAAAUAAUAAAAUAUCAAUUUUGACCAACGAGACUACUUUCUGGACAACCUGUGGAGGAACAUAUCUUUUCAAAAUAGAGCCUGGUGACACGUAUUUAACCGUGUACAAACGCCAAAUUACUGAAUGUGAUGAUGGAAUUGACGCUACAUACGAGAUAAGCAUACGUAAAGUAGGAACAAACUUGAGGCAUCAAUCGCUUCCAGCCAAUUUCCCAGUAAACUUAACUUACCCACCGUUAGAUCCAUUCUCAGAGUACGAGGUUUCGAUAGCAGACUCAACUGAUCUGGAAAACAAGUUGUUCGAAGCCAUAGUCCGUACGCUCGAAGCAGCUCCUGGUAACAUUGCAAAAUUUAACGCUACGCCAACCAGUAGGACGGUAAAACUUGAAUGGGAACCUCCAAAAAAAAAGAACGGAAUACUGAAAGGCUACGAAGUUUCGUUAGAGAUGGUCACUUUGCUGGGUUGUAAGGAAUUAAAAAAGGGCACGCCUUUGAAAGAAGAAGUGAUUCGCAAAACUGUUCAAACCCCGAGUGUAACAUUUGCGAAUUUGCAUCCUUACGCAAGAUAUAACGUUACCCUAAUUGCGUUUACAUCGAAACCUGGCGAACCUUACUUGGAUGAAUUUGAUACAUCUCCAACGGAUACUCCAACAGCAAAAUUCAGCAAUUUCAGAUUCGUAAACAAUUUCACUGAAUUGGCCUGGGCUCCACCUGAGGAUUGCACGACAAUAUCGGGACCGUUGGGGGCUGCUAUCCUGUUUUUUAACAGUAGCGAUUCCAUGGAACAAUCGAAAACUGUCCGAAGAUCAGAUUACACGUUGAAUUUGCGAACUUUAAAUCUGAUUGCUUUCACGAACUACACUGUUCGUCUUUAUGCUUUGAGGAAUUGGAAUUCUGCACAGAACCCACGUAUAUACCAAAGUCUAAGUUGGAGGACACCGGCACAAGCUCCACCGGCGGUGACAAAUUUGACAAUUUUCGAUGUUGAUCCGGAAUCACGUACCAUUUCCCUAAGAUGGUUACCACCUGUGCCCUCGAAUGGCGAGCUUGAGUCUUAUGCGAUAUAUUUGGACUCACGGUGGGUGUCGGUGUGGAAUGAAACCGUUUCGGAAACAAGCAUCAUAUGUCAACUGGGGGAAAAUUUCGUGUGUGCCAAAGACAUAAAAAUUUUCGCGAAUAAUUAUAAGUUGGAGGUAUGCGCGAAAAAUAACGGUGUCAAAGACUUAGGAUGUACGCAGCCCAUCCAGGUGAAAACGGCUGUAGCUUGGAAUGCAAAACCUGCUCAACCGAGAAAUUUUCUAAUUAAACCUUCGAUUUCUGGAAUCGUAAACUUGCAGUGGGAGCUUCCAACGUUUAGUAAAAAGAAGAUCAAAGGAUUUAAAAUUAUUUAUCAAUUAAGCCAAACAAAACUUUUGAUGUACAGCGCAAAUGAUACAUCUGUAACAACAUUAUUAGAAAGACAGGACCGAGAGUACGAACUACAUCUUAAGCCAUCUAGCGAAUACAAGAUUUCCCUGUUCUCCACUAAUCAAGACAUUCAAAGCAAGGUGGUUGAAACAUCGUUUUGGACACCAACAGCCAUUGCUUUUGCAGAUGAAAAAGAAUUACAAGUUAGCCACAACGGAACACUGAUUAAUGUUCAGAUUCCAGAAAUAGCGAACAUAACUAAAAGUGCAGAGCUUAAGGUGAUCGUCAACGGCCCAAUAACUUGCGAAGCUCAUUCACCGGUAACUUCGAAUAGCAACCAGACGAGUGUAAUGCGAUUAAUCGCUGUCAGUUGUAGCGCUGAAAAUUUCAACGCAAAACAGCUGACAAUUGGCGGGAGCAAACCUAUUGAAAACGCUGGUUCAAAGUGCCAUUUACAUUACGGCGAGUCCUACACGGUCGAAUUCAAAAUUGAAGAUGAAACCGUUGACUACGUUAAAAAAUCGCUGAAAAUCAAUCUAAUCGAUUGCGACCAAUCUGAAACGGGAUCUAAUCUCACCUGGUUGAUCAUCUUACCGAUAUUGGUAAUCGGCCUCACGAUACUUUACUUCUGGAACAGAAAAAGACGAAAUACCGUAGUACGCACAAGCACUCACGACGAUAUCCCGCUGUCAAAGACGAUGUUGACGACGGAUAUCUCGGCAUUGAAUGAUUUAAAAAUUGAGUCAUCGCCGCCUUACGAUGCUCAAGAGCAGCAAAUGUCGACUUCAUACUCCGCCCCCGACGUUGUUCCUCACAGCUCGAACUCCAGUCACAUAAAAGUCAAAGCAUUCGAAGAAUACGUGAAGGAAUGUAUCAGCAAAAAUCUCCUGGAUCCACAGUACGCGCUGUACGAGCGCGGUCUUACGAAAAGCUACGAGUAUGGACGAUUACCACCUAACGUAUCGAAGAACAGGUACAAAAAUCUGACUGCAUAUGAUGAAAACCGAGUCGUCCUCGACAAACUACCCGAUGAUCCCUAUUCCGACUACAUAAAUGCGAGUUAUAUUCAGGGUUUCCAAAAUCAAAGAGCGUACAUAGCCACGCAAGGACCUAAGCCGAACACGGUGAUAGAUUUUUGGAGAAUGAUAUGGCAAGAGGAAGUCCGCGUGAUUUGCAUGUUAGCAAAUAUAAUCGAGAACGGAAGAAUAAAAUGCGAACAAUACUGGCCGGAAAUUGGAAAAAAGUUGAAAUACGGCGAAGUUUCGGUAUCGAAUACCAACCACGAAGUAUUUGCCGACUACACAUUCAGAACCUUUCAAAUAAGUCUUGCUGGAGACAAGCGCAAGGUCAUGCAUCUCCAUUACACGGGAUGGCCAGAUCACGGGGUUCCCACUUAUUCUCAGUCUCUCGUUGCGUACCUGAAAAAGCUACGAGCAACGCGUGUUGGGAAUGGACCGGUGGUCGUUCACUGUAGCGCGGGUGUUGGCCGAACGGGAACGAUAAUUUUAUGCGACAUAUGCCUGAAACAAGCUGAAACAGACGGAGUGAUCGAUGUCCCUGAGGUAAUGAUGAAUUUACGCUCAGGUCGCGCUAACAUGGUCGACAACGAACAGCAGUACCUGCUGGCUCAUCUCGUUAUCUCGGAAAGCAUGCAUCCUGAGAAAACGCAAAUUCCAUGUUCUGACAACUUGCCGCAGGAAUUGAAAAAACUGAAGAAGAAUUUGCAAUCCGACAUACAGAGAUUGAAUGGCGCCGUUUGGCGAGACCGGGCACUGCACUCUUCGGUGUUAACCGACCGACCAGAUGAGGCGUACAUAGAGGCGAGAAACAGACAUUCGCCAAUCGAAAACAAUCAAUUCAACAUCGUGGUGGUUGAUGGUGUGAAAAAUAAAGGGCAAUACCUCGCCUCAAAAUUACCAUCUUCGAAAACUCUGGCCCAAUUCUGGAAGCUAAUAUAUGAGCAAGAAAUCGAACUAGUAAUAAUGCUGCAACGACCGAACACUGAGGAUCGUAUGUACUGCGAGAUUUUGCCAGGCGAAUAUAUUUUAACUCCCGCACCGAACCUACAAUUGGAAACCAUUGCGAGAUCCGAUGAUGAGGAACAUUUUACAAUGGACAAACUAGUGCUGACGGAUUCCUCCGAUCCCAACCUGGAAACUCGGCGAAUUUCGGUGCUUUCGUGUAAGGGAUGGGAACCAGGAAGAGAUGGAGCGCCGCCGCCGCCCGCAAUUUUAGUGUCUCUUUGGAUGGUUUCGGAAAAAAUACCACGAAAAGCAGGUCCAGCCGUGGUACUUUGUCAGGAUGGAAUUACGGGUUGCGGUCUCUAUCUGGCGCUGAGUUUCCUUCUUGAACGAAUGGCUGUAGAAAGAGAAUGUGACAUCAUUUCCGCCGUAAGAGCAGUUCGACGAUUUAAACCAGAAUUUGUGAGAUCUGUGGAACAGUUCAACUACUUGUACGAUGCAGCACUCAACUAUCACGAAAGUUUCCAGACCUACGCGAAUUUUAGUUGAUCUAAAAUCACGAGAUUCUACAUUAUCUUGUAUACACCUAGUGGCCCGAGACAACCAGCCACUUUAAAAUGACUAUGAAGUCUGAAGAUACCAACGAGUUCUGGGGGGAGGGGAGAUCUUAAAAUUCCGGAAAUUAAAUAAAAGUUUCGAUCUUUCGGUUUUCAGAAGACAGAAACGUUCGAUUAAAUUUCACGCGUUCAGCUUUUAUUCCGAACUUACGCGUGAAUUCGGUUGGUUUUUCUGUCCGACUACCAUUUUCAAUAGGUUUAAUAUUUCAGCAUGGCCAUGCAGUUGAUGUUUUACAUGUUUUUUGCCUGCAUACACUGUAAACCAUCCCAUACUGAUAUAGCUAUACGAUAUAAUGUAUCAAUGAUUAAAUUGGUAUACUACCAUACAAACAAAAGAUUCAUUCAUUUGAAAAAAAAAACAUUGCAAAAUUUCAAAUCAUCCACGUGGCAAGAUAAACAGUAUGUAUGGGUUCAAAUUAUAAUACAUAAAUCUACAAUUAGAGAAUAGAAAGUUUUUCAACAGUAAUUAUAGUAUUUAAUAAUGAUGAAAGCUCAACGAUCUUCGUGAGGCAGGCAGAUGUGUACAAACUUCACGACUUGUUCAAUUUCAACCCUUAACGUGCUCGACCAGUACGUCUUGUGACGCUUACCGACUGACGUCAAGUCGCUGAGUGUCUUAAAAAUCUUCAACGUUACUAAUCUUUUUGACAGAUGGCGUACAAAAUUGUUAUUCAACUUUGUUCAUGAUUGAAGCGAGCAAAUAAGUUCACCUUACGCCGCACUGAGUGCUCGUCGUUUUGAGUGUUUUCAGCAUAAAAAAUAUUCAUCCAACAGGAGAAAUUUCAACAUACGUGAUCGUGUUUCUUGUUGGAGGAUAAUAAUUGUCGGUUUUAGUUCUUGUUCAUUUUCUAAAGUGAUUUUUUGUGGUCGAUAGUUCAUCGGACAUUUCGAUGAAAAAAUCGAAAUAACGAACGGACAAUAAACUCACUCCUGGAAAAAUCAGCAGAAUCGUCUACAGAGGUUAUCUCUAUCAGCUGCUCUACGCUUACAAUUAGGUGUAUCAAACGACUGCUGGUGGUUAUUACAUAAGUCCUUGCAGAGCGCGAUAAACCGACCGCUGCAAAUCCUCCAUUUCUGCAUUUCUGAGUUUCAGUUGCAGAUUCGUAUUCGCAGAAGUCUUGAACCCACCGACGUCUGUCGCCUUCCCCCUAAAAAUAGGAAAGCCACAUCACGCAACUCGACAGAGGCUCUCGUAAAUAAAGUAACAAUAAAUAAAAUCAAAAAUCAAAUGGUAAAGGCGAAAAUAAUACAGAAAAUAAAGGAUUUACAAAACAUAGAAAGAAGGAUAAGAAAAAUAAGUAAACUUCCUCGACGUUCGUGUUUUUUAUUCGGAGUACAAAAGAAGACGUCUUUUCCGCGCGGUCGUUUCAGGCAUUAGCGCUAAGUGAUUUCAAUCAAUUGAUAGUUCUGUUGGUUUGAAAGAGAGAUGAUUGCGAUUGGUCCAGGGGUAAAACGAACCGCUUAGAGAUUGGCCAACGCUUUUCUACGCGCGCGAGAGACGGUCAACAUCGUCAGGAUCGUUCACAGUUUAGAUCACAAACGUCUCGCGACGUCUAUUGGACUUAUACUGAAAAAUAUUUUAGAACACAUCCUCCGGCAGCAUCUGAUAAAAUUAACGCGUACAUAUGUAUCUCUGCAUAUACAUAAAAAUAGUUGAAUAUAUAAAUAAAUAAAUAAAUAAAUAAAUCAUGUAAAAAAUUGAAUGAAUAAUUGAUAAAUAUUAUAAUAACCAUUCCAAUUGAUUAAUAAAGUUGUUACCAGAUAUUUUCGAGUCGCGCCAGAAUUGAAUAACUUGACGCAUUACGCACUGCAGAUUCGAUGGUGCUAUUGGUGUCAAUUUCACCUUACCACUCAAAAUUGGCCACCGAUUAAAUAGCAGUAAACAUUAAUUGGAAAAGAUCUCAACAAAAUCUGUGGGUUACCUGGAAGAUUCUUUAUGAAUUCUUAAAGAAAUCAAAACUAAAUAAAACAAAACCAAACGGAAAAUUAGAGGAUUGACCACCGAAAUUGAGCAGCAGCAUGGGCAGUGUUUGAGCAGAGGGAAAUAAAAAUCGGAAUAUAAGAAGAACAAUAUUCAUGAUUUAGCUGCAAAAUUUCUGCUAUAAAUCAAAAAAUUUAAAGCGCGUCGUGAAUGUCGUGAAUACACGGUUGAUUCGAAAUAAUUGAUGAAUAAUUUUUUGUAAGGAAAGUGAGCUAGCCACUAAAACUCUGGUCUAGAAAGACCAGAAAGUCAUCUUUCUUCACCCGUAGAAUUUAUUGGAUUAUCUGAUCGCCAUGGAGCUGAAGAUUUUGAAAAUGUGGUGACAAGGCGACAGGCAAAAGGCCUCUAGUGACCCAGACACUCUCUUGUGUGUGAGCCAUAGUAACUUAAUAGAAAAAAAAAAAGGAAAAAAAAAAGAAAAAAAACUUACGCAUACAUAUACUUCUCACGUCCCGAAUCUUCCCCUUGGAAAAUUGGAAGAUUCCUUGUAUAGUACGAAUCUGAAAGGAUCGCAAGAAAAAUAAAUAAAUGACCCCGCCUCGAAAGUACAGGAGGACUAAGGAAAGGAUCAUCUGAGAAAGUUUAUAACGCAAUCGAUCGAUCGAUCGAUUAAAGAUCAGCUAAUAAAUACGGAAA